AUGUUCAAUCAAGAAAUAAAAAAUUCUAAACGAAAAUUUAAAUCAGAUAAUGAUGACGAAUGGUCUACACUAACACGUGAACAACUUAUUGAACGUUGUAAACAACUUGAUAAACAUGUUCAACAAUUAAGAAAUACAAUUCAUAAAACAACUGAAAAAGAAUCUCUUGAGAAAAAUAAUAAAAAAGCGAGACCAUUUGAUUUUAGUAAACAUUCAAAGAGACAUAUUUUUCUUAAAUUUAUUUAUCUUGGUUGGGAUUAUCAUGGAUUUGUUGUACAAGAAACAACAUCUCAAACAGUAGAAGAUUUUCUAUUUGAGGCACUCAUUAAAACACGAUUGAUUGAACAACGAGCAACAUCGAAUUAUCAUCGAUGUGGACGAACAGAUAGAGGUGUUAGUGCAUUCACCCAAGUGAUCUCAUUAACUGUUCGAUCGAAAAUUACUUCAGAAUGUACUGAAGAACUCAAUUAUGUACAAAUGUUAAAUGGUGUUUUACCAAGUUCAAUACGGUGUAUAGCAUGGGCUUCAGUACCAGAAGAAAAAUCAGCUCGAUUUGAUUGUAAAUCACGAUCAUAUCGAUAUUAUUUUCCAAAGGCAAAUCUUGAUCUUGAUCGAAUGCGACAAGCAUCUGUGGAUCUUAUUGGUACACAUGAUUUUCGAAAUUUCUGUAAAAUAGAUAUUACGAAUGAAGAACCAACAUUUAUUCGACGUAUUGAUAAUAUAACUGUUGAACAAUUAAAUUAUGAUAAUGAUUUGAAUAGUAAUAAUCCUGGUUAUCAAAUGUGUGAAUUAAUGGUGCAUGGCUCAGGAUUUUUAUGGCAUCAAAUUCGUUGUGUUGUUGCUAUUUUAUUAUCGAUUGGUCAAGGAAAAGAAGAGAUAAGUUUAAUUAAAGCAUUACUUGAUAUUGAAAAAUAUCCAUGUACACCAAAUUAUCAAAUAGCAUCAGAAUUACCUCUUGUUUUAUUUGAUUGUCAAUUUAAUGAUGUGAAUUGGAUCUGUGAUCAAAAUGCUCUUCGUAUAACUAUCUGUCAUUUACAACGACAUUGGUCAUCAUUUCAAAUUCGUGCUACUUUGAUUAAAUCAAUGUUAAAUAAUUUAGAAAGUCAAAUACUUGAUCAACAACAAUUACCAAUUUUAGGUCAACUGUCAUUGAUCGAGAAUGAUACGAAUUCAUUGAUAGGAAAUAAUAAUAAUAGUCGAAGAAAUUAUCAACCUAUAUUAACACGACCAGUACGAGAAAGUGUUGAAGUUAAACUUGAAAAAUUUCAAAAUAAAAAAGCGAAAUUAGGAAUAACAUCCGAAGAUCCUAAAGAUGGUGAUACAAAAAAUUCCAGUACUACUUUACUUAUUUAA
This is a messenger RNA of Adineta steineri, 1353 nucleotides long. NCBI's taxonomy places the organism in Eukaryota, Metazoa, Rotifera, Eurotatoria, Adinetida, Adinetidae. The record is from the annotation of a GenBank genome assembly.